AUGAGGCAUUAUUAUGUGAUUGCCACGUUUUGGUUCUACAGCGCACUCCUUUUGGGGGUCAACGUUACCGGUGAAUAUUAUACUUCCAACGAAAGGAUGCGGCAACUAAUCAAGCUAGAGGAAUCCCUGACAAAUCAUCUCAGCAGAUACAUAGAGAAUAACGGAAACCACUCCGUGGUGCUGCAGUUUCAACGAGAUGAGCUACAACAGCAGCUGAAAGAAGCCACUGCGCACGAUGUAUUGUACGUAUCGCAUCCAGUCACUGCAUUUCUGCUGAUAAAUCGCCUCCUUACCGAUUGGCAGAAGAUUGGGACACACAUCGGGCUAGACGUCCGUCAGUACACGUUUGAGAACAUUGAGAUGCCCACGAUCGACGAUGUUAGUGGUGUAGUGGAAGCGCUGGCCCGACUGCAAGAUUUGUAUCGACUUAAGCCGAACAAAUGUUCGCUAGACAUCGGUAUAGAUCUGCCGUUCGAUCAAGCGUUGGGUGCCUUUGAUUGCUAUCAAAUUGCUGAUCAUUUGUUGGCGGCUGGAUUCCAUUCCCAAUCGAUUCCCUGGUUCCAAGAGGCACUGAAUCUGUGGAGUGUGGAUUAUGUUCGACUAACGAAAAUCGAUGUUGCGAACGAGCUCGCUAAAGCGCUUUACAAUGAAAGGCGCUAUACCGAGGCAUUGAAGUUAACGGAGGAAGUGCUACAAGAGCAACCGGACAAUGCAGGGGCACUGUUUAGUAGAAAAUCGCUGGAAAAUGUAACUAUUUUCGAGCGGUCUAGUGACAACGAGGAAGGAACAGACACGCCCGAGUACAGUGAUUAUGAUAGGCUUUGCCGCGGAGACAUUCAGCAACCUGACAGUGUGCAGAAAACGUUAUACUGUUUCUACGAACACAACCGAACUCCUUUUCUUACGAUAGCGCCACUGAAGCUAGAGCAGAUAAAUCACGACCCGUUUAUAGUGGUCUAUCAUGAGAUAAUAUCAAACAGCGAGAUCACCAAUGUGCUAGAAGCGGCACAUCCUCGACUGAACAGAGCAUUGGUAUUUGCGGCAAACCAAUAUACCGUUACAAAGUUUCGCACUAGCACCAACGCGUGGCUUAAUGUGGAUAUGUUUUACACACAUUUGAGGCCGAUUGUACAGCGAGUUGAAGAUAUGACUGGCCUGACGAAAAGGUCCUACGAUCAACUACAGAUUGGAAACUAUGGAGUUGGUGGUCACUAUUCAACGCACCAUGAUUACGAUGUGCCCGCCGACGGUCAGGAAGCCUUCCCGAGCCUAGGAAAGGGCAACCGUGUAGCUACCGUAAUGUACUACCUGAGCGAGGUUGACGUUGGCGGUGCUACCGUCUUCCCCAACAUCGAUGUUGCCGUGUUCCCCCGGAAAGGAUCGGCCGUAUUUUGGUACAAUUUGCACCGGAACGGAACAGCGGAUCCACGAACUCUUCAUGCGGCGUGUCCUGUUAUGCUCGGUUCUAAAUGGGUUGCCAAUCAAUGGAUCCACGAACGAGGUCUGGAGUUCAAAUACCCGUGUGCAUUAGACCCUAUGCUUUGA
Molecule: messenger RNA, 1545 nt
Organism: Anopheles aquasalis
Lineage: Eukaryota; Metazoa; Arthropoda; Insecta; Diptera; Culicidae
Product: prolyl 4-hydroxylase subunit alpha-2-like
Biological process (GO): peptidyl-proline hydroxylation to 4-hydroxy-L-proline
Cellular component (GO): endoplasmic reticulum
Molecular function (GO): L-ascorbic acid binding; iron ion binding; protein binding
Source: RefSeq, a predicted model, not a curated record